CUAUAGAUCUAAUGCAAAAACCCUAACCCUAAUUGCAGAUAUAUAAACUGCUUUCCAAAUGGACGAGGGCUUGGAUUUGCUUCUAGCUUUCGCGCCUCUUGUUUCUCAUCUUCAGUGGUUUUGUGAAUCCGAAGACGUAAUAAGGAAGAAUGGCGUAUGCAGCGAUGAAGCCGACGAAGCCGGGUUUAGAGGAACCCCAGGAAGCAAUUCACAAGAUCAGGAUCACUCUCUCCUCCAAGAAUGUCAAGAAUCUCGAGAAAGUGUGUGCUGAUUUGGUUCGCGGUGCCAAGGACAAGAGACUGAGGGUGAAGGGACCGGUGAGAAUGCCCACUAAGGUUCUACACAUCACUACUAGGAAGGCCCCUUGCGGUGAAGGAACUAAUACUUGGGACAGAUUUGAGCUCCGUGUCCACAAGCGAGUGAUUGAUCUGUUCAGCUCCCCAGAUGUGGUUAAGCAGAUUACCUCCAUCACUAUUGAACCUGGUGUUGAGGUCGAGGUUACAAUUGCUGAUUCUUAAACAUGGUUUUUUGGGCCUGAUUAUAGUUUAGUCUGUGAACCUUUUCUCUGUUACCCAAUAUGGCAUUGAGUUUUGUAGCAGAAUUUCUUGUAAGAUUUUGCAGUUACGAUUCCGAAAUUAAAAAGUCAGUUUGAUGUGCGAGGUGGAUCGACUUUUUUUUGUUUGUUUGUUAAAUUUUCAUUUACAAGAAAUUUGAAUGUGGGCCAUUUUUUAA
Rhododendron vialii is the source of this 732-nucleotide messenger RNA. Its product is annotated as small ribosomal subunit protein uS10y. NCBI's taxonomy places the organism in Eukaryota, Viridiplantae, Streptophyta, Magnoliopsida, Ericales, Ericaceae. Gene Ontology annotation, biological process: translation. The record is from RefSeq and is a predicted model, not a curated record. The transcript is spliced from 4 exons. Bases 150 to 518 code for a protein of 122 amino acids. Gene Ontology annotation, molecular function: RNA binding; structural constituent of ribosome. Gene Ontology annotation, cellular component: cytosolic small ribosomal subunit; ribosome.